This is a messenger RNA of Leptosia nina, 1275 nucleotides long. The record is from the annotation of a GenBank genome assembly. Lineage: Eukaryota; Metazoa; Arthropoda; Insecta; Lepidoptera; Pieridae.
AUGUCCGAGCUGAUAGUGGAGGUAUUAGUGAACGGUGAUGAUGUUUCCAUCGCGAAUGAGAUUGAGGUGAUCGAUUUGGAGAGUGAAUCCGGCGAUUUGGCGGACAGAGGGGAGCGAAGGGUGCGUAGCGCAGGCGUUGUUCAGUCGCCCGCGCGACAGCGCAGCCACCGGCCGCGCGCCAUGGACGAAGCCAGAGUUCGAGACCGCGCGCCUCUCACCGUCAUAGUGGCUCCCAGCAACGCAUCCCCACCACGGCUCUCCCCAGCCGACCUCCUGCCAGACGGCGACGCGGCCUUCCACCCCCUCUCGGCAGUUAACGGCCGUCUGACUCCACCGGGGUUAGAACCAGCGUCAUACGCCACACUAACUCCUCUCCUCCCGUUACCCCCCAUCAGUACUGUAUCGGACAAAUUCGCCUAUCAUGCAGGCGGCACGUUUACAGUUAUACAACAACAGCAUUCGUAUGCGUCAUUGUCCCCGGCGGCGUAUAAUGAACCGUUGUCGCCACAAUCGGCAUAUAGCCGGCGGAGUGCGUCGCCCAAUUCCUUCGAAAGACGGUCCCCUACGCCGCCCCUGCCGAGCCCCGGGCUAGAUCUCAACGCUGCGCUGCUCGCGAGGGAAGAAGCUCAACAGCAAACCCAAUCACAACAGAACGACACAGAGGAAAUCAACACUAAAGAGUUAGCUCAAAGGAUAAGUGGAGAAUUGAAGAGGUAUUCGAUACCGCAGGCCAUUUUCGCUCAGAGGGUCCUAUGUAGGUCGCAAGGCACGCUGAGCGAUCUGCUACGGAACCCGAAGCCGUGGUCGAAGCUAAAGUCGGGGAGGGAAACGUUUAGGCGGAUGUGGAAAUGGCUGCAAGAGCCCGAGUUUCAGAGGAUGUCGGCGCUACGGUUAGCAGCGGCUCAAAUUCCACAGAGAGGCAGCUGCAAACGCAAGGAGGAUGUGCCAUCGGAUACCCAUCCUUCUCCGAAGAAGCCUCGUUUGGUUUUCACAGACCUUCAGCGGCGUACUCUACAAGCUAUUUUUAAGGAGACAAAGAGACCCUCGAAAGAAAUGCAAGUGACGAUAGCUAGGCAGUUGGGCUUAGAGCCGACGACAGUAGGUAACUUCUUCAUGAACGCGCGCAGACGUUCAAUGGACAAGUGGCGGGACGACGACACGCCAUCCAACGAGCUGGAUCAGCAGUGCGAUCCUCACGACCUGGACCACGUGCCCAGCCUGGACUCGGCGGACUCCGAGGAAGACCACGACGACCAGGACGAGCACCUCUUGUGA